GAAGACCCAGCCCAUUUAUGAGUAUGACCGACUCUUCCACCAAAAAAACCUACGGCCGGUAGUUGACCUCACAACCCCUUUGUUUCCACCCCCAACCCGAUACCCACCCUCGGCGUCUCUUUCCCUCGAUUCCCAUGUCAAUCCAAGGUCAGCUCCUCGAGGUCACAGUGGUCGGAUGCAGCAAGUUGAAGGAUACCGAGUGGUUAUCGCGGCAGGAUCCCUACGUCUGCCUCGAAUACGCCACCACCAAGUUCCGCACCAGGACCUGCACAGAUGGAGGCAGAAACCCUUGCUUUCAGGAGAAGACCACCAUCCCCCUCAUCGAAGGCCUCCGCGAGAUCACCGUCACCGUCUGGAACAGCAACACCCUCACCUUUGAUGAUUUCAUAGGCAGUGGCAGGAUCCAGUUGCAAAGGGUCCUCUCCGAUGGCUACGACGACUCCUCUUGGUCGCUCCAGUCUAAAUCCGGAAAGUUUGCAGGAGAAGUAAAAUUGAUCAUGCAUUAUGCCAAUGCAGGCAAAGCACAAAAGCCUUCGAAGGCCGAAGCUCCGAUGAGCUAUGCAGCAACUGCUCCGGUGUACAAUCCGGCAGCUCAAUAUGCUUAUCCUCCAUACGCAUCGCCGAAAUCGGUGGCGGCUCCUCCUUCCUAUCCUCCGACCGGAGGUUACCCUUCUUCGAGCCCUUAUCCGGCUGCAUAUCCUUCACUGGCAUACACACCGCCGGCUAAUCCUGAUCCUUAUCAGCCUGCGGGAUACCCUCCCCCUCCAAUGCAGCCCCAGGCAUACCCAACUACAGCAUAUCCACACACCCAAGGAUACCCACCAGCCACUUAUCCCCCUCCACCACAAGCCCAACCCGGUUAUCCACCAGCACCUUACCCAGGGAUUUAUCCACCACCCCCAUAUUGAUGGCAGAAGAAAUGCAGUUGCUACUGAGAAUAUCCAGUGUUGGUAGUAUCACAUGUGCGGUACUUAUUUCAGCAGUAAUUAAUCUGAAACUUGUGGUCAUGGCUCUUUUCUGUUCUUCGUUUGCAAAAAUGCUUGUUUACUGAUACAGAUUGGGAGUUAAACUAGUAAAUUAGUUGCUGCAAUCAAAAAGCAAAUAAUGCUACAACCAGUUUGUGGAAA
Elaeis guineensis (African oil palm) is the source of this 1127-nucleotide messenger RNA. RefSeq lists its product as uncharacterized. Lineage: Eukaryota; Viridiplantae; Streptophyta; Magnoliopsida; Arecales; Arecaceae. The record is from RefSeq and is a predicted model, not a curated record.